UUAACUUGAAAUUAUUAUAAUUUAAACAUGAGUCGUAAGAAUGAUGAUGAAACAAAUAAUCAUAAAAAUGCAUAUACUUGUGAAUUAGAGGCUAAUAUCAAAGAUCAAAGUCUAAACGAUGAUUUAUAUCCCGAAAGAAGACAAAGAAUUAAAAAAACAUGGUUUGAAAACUUUUUUAAUUUUGAAAAUAGUAAAAAACACGCUAAAAGAAGAUGUGAACAGAAUGCUACCUGGUGUAUAAACAAUAGUCCCUUGGUUAAAAUAAUGCUGGCUGCUUUACAAGCUUCAGGUUGUGACUUUCAUAUUGAACGACACUUAGCUUGUGAAUACUGUCAUAAUACAGUAAGCGGUGGUUUUGAUGCAAACUUUAAUCAGAUUAUAUUAUGCUAUAAUGUUGCUGUCAAAAAAAGUACUGUACAAGCAGUUUUAGUACACGAAUUAACACAUAUGUUUGAUUAUUGUCAAAACGAAAUAGAUUUUAAUAAUAUACGGCAUGUAGCAUGUUCUGAAAUAAGAGCAGCUAACUUAGCUAAUUGCAGUUUUCUCAGUGCAUGGUAUUAUGGCAAUGCAUCUUUAUUGAAUAUUAAAGAAUCCCACAAAGAAUGUGUAAAGAAUAAAGCAUUAACAUCUCUAGUAGCUACUAAAAGAUUUUCAAAAAUUGAAUCAAUAAAAGCAAUUGAUGAAGUUUUCCCAAAAUGUUAUGCUGAUUUAGAACCAAUUGGCAGACGUUGUCGAAGAAACUCUACGAAUAUGAAUUUGGCUUUCAUAGAAGCGCCACUAUAUGGAUAUAAUUAUAAAAUAUGAACAGAUAUGAUGAAACGUUUU
Molecule: messenger RNA, 825 nt
Organism: Ceratosolen solmsi marchali
Lineage: Eukaryota; Metazoa; Arthropoda; Insecta; Hymenoptera; Agaonidae
Product: mitochondrial inner membrane protease ATP23 homolog
Exons: 5
Coding region: 28-804 (258 amino acids)
Biological process (GO): mitochondrial proton-transporting ATP synthase complex assembly; mitochondrial protein processing
Molecular function (GO): metalloendopeptidase activity
Source: RefSeq, a predicted model, not a curated record